This is a messenger RNA of Dreissena polymorpha, 828 nucleotides long. Its product is annotated as putative tyrosinase-like protein tyr-1. The transcript is spliced from 3 exons. Bases 1 to 828 code for a protein of 275 amino acids. NCBI's taxonomy places the organism in Eukaryota, Metazoa, Mollusca, Bivalvia, Myida, Dreissenidae. The record is from RefSeq and is a predicted model, not a curated record. Gene Ontology annotation, molecular function: oxidoreductase activity.
AUGGUCGCAAAUGCUGCCCCGAUUGAAAAUUUCUUUCCACCAGAGCUCGUUGACUGCGUCAACAGGCUUUCACCUUUAGCAAACACUACUCAUCGAACGGCCUCAUUAUCCGUCGACCUCAAACAAAUGGAAGAUGCCAGUCAGUCCACUGCCGAACAAGAAGCAAUCGACUACGCGGGAACUGAUAUGCCCACACUGGGGACACCAGAGGAUGUUCAUCUGCACUGUAUCCGGCAGUUGGUGUGGAAAAAGGACAUGGUUCGAUGGGAAGACUACAAUAUCACAAAGACUGACAUAGACUUCGUUAACAGCCUUCUUGCAUCCAAUGGAGAGUAUGACACGUUCGCCCAGCUUCAUCGGGGCAUCGUAACGACUUCCGCCCACGGCGGUCCAAACUUUCUUGGGUGGCACAGAGUCUAUCUAGCAAUGUUUGAGGAGGCACUACGAAGAAUUGACGGGCAAGUUUCACUCCCAUAUUGGGAUUCCAUUCUCGACAACGAUAUGGAGAAUCCAGUAAACACAAUCUUGUUCUCACCGGCGUUCUUUGGAAACGGUGACAAACAGGUAACCUCGGGACCAUUCGCAAACUGGGUAACCCCUAUUGGUCCCUUAACAAGAAAUAUCAGUGGCCAAGGAAUGCUGUUUAACAAAGAGCAUAUCCGAAUGAUUAUGACGCGUUGUCGGGCUCGCGACAUCAUCGCUUCUGCUCCGUUAGUGUUCAACCUAGAUAUAAUCCACGGUGGUAUUCACCUUUGGGUCGGUGGACAGAUGUCCGGUCUUCCUACCGCUGCCCACGAUCCCGUAUUUUCCUCCACCACGCUUUUGUAG